This is a messenger RNA of Naegleria gruberi, 1754 nucleotides long. RefSeq lists its product as uncharacterized. Lineage: Eukaryota; Heterolobosea; Eutetramitea; Acrasida; Naegleriidae. Bases 1 to 1740 code for a protein of 579 amino acids. The transcript has a single exon. The record is from RefSeq and is a predicted model, not a curated record.
AUGAGUAAUUUGAUUCUAGUGCUGAAGGAAAUUCUCAACACGGCGGAAAACAAUUCCGUUCGUAUUGCAGCACUAGAACAAACAUUUGUUACACAGGCAGAAUUAAGGAAACAACUAAAUCAGGUCAAGGAAGACGUUAAAAUACAGUUUGGAGACUCUCUGAAAGAAAGUCACGAAGCUCUUGUUGAUAGUGUCAGAAGAGAUAUUCAUACAAGUGUAAAAACAUCAGUCGAUAGAGAAGUGUCUUCCAUAACGGCUGAUAUUAUAGAUUUUAAAACUAGGUAUGCAGACAAAAUGAAAGAAGUGGAUAGUGCCAUAACCGACAACUUAAAAACAACGAUAGAAUUGUCUAAUAAGGCUGACAGAAAAACAUCAUCACUCCAACAAUUGGUUGACAGAUUGGAAUACAGAACUAUUAGGAUGGAAGAUUCUAUUCGUGAAUAUUCUGAAAACUUUAAAAAGUUACAAUCAAGACUUUCCAGAAUUAAUCAGUCUCUCAAUAAGAAUAAUGGAACAAACAUUACACUAGAUGCAGAAAUAGAAAUUGAUGACAUACUGGAGGACGAUAAAAAAUCCAAAGGAGAAUCAACUCCACUUGUAGACAAGAAGAAAUCUAAGAGAAAGCUUUCUAGGGAAGAAAAUGUAUAUACUACGCCAGAUAAUUUUGACUUGAGGAAACUUUCAGAACCAAAUACAGCUAAAGAAAGUGGAUCACCACUUGAAAGACAUUACCCAUUAGAAUCUCAAGAAAGUUCUCAAAGUGUGAACAGUCUUUCAGAUCUUUCAGCUCCACUCAGACUAAAUAUGGGCGAUUUAACAUUAACUAAAAUCCAAACAAAGGUUAAUGAGCUCAAGGAUUAUGUAGACACUCUUAAGGAUACUCUUCAACAUAGAAUUGCUGCUGUAAAGCAAGAUUUGAGGGAAGAUUUCAACUUGAAUAUUCAUGCCACAAAGAAGGAUUUGGAGGAUAAAAUUAAUACCAAAAUGGAAAAGAAGGAUGUCUAUCACUUGCUAGGAUUCAAAUCAAAUGUUAAGGAAUUGGAAAAGAUUAAGGCAGACUAUGAAUUCAUCAUGUCAAUGUAUGCCAAAUUGGAUAAGGAAGUUCUGCAACUUAAGGAAAAUCCACCAACAGCCAAUUUUUCAUUUGCUUCCUCUAAUGGUAGCCCUUCGAGGCGUCAAAGCAUUCCUCUCUCAAAUAGCCAAAACAUGGCCAAUUCAAUUGUUCGUGAAGAAGCUCGUCCAUCGGCCAAGAAGAUCAAAUCUACGCAGGAUGAUCCACUGAAUAUUGUUAAUAGAAGCACUACCUCUCCACCAAAGGAAAGAAUGCCUCAUAUUUUCGGUAACAGUGCAUACCACAAGAUGCAAAAGGGUAACGUUCCAAAUAAGAAGAGUGCAACAGAUGUCAGUAAUGCAGGUAGUAGACCACUUUCAAAUCAAACUCUAAGUGCCCUCAGUAUAAUUGAUAAGAUUGCCAAUCAAAGAUCAGUGAGUGCUAUGGAAUUCAGAGAAGACGAAGAUGGUGAAGUCAAUCUUGUUGGUUCUGAUGCAAAGAUUUACAGAUUUGGUAAUGCUGAUAAGAAGACUCUUAGAUCAGCAUCUCCGGCUCAAUUGUCCGAUUCAGAGGAUGAAUGGAAUAUUAGAGCCUCAAUUGUUGGUAGAUCUCUGCCUACUAAAAAAGCCUCCCCAGCCUAUAGCCUCUCAAGAUUGAGACAGGAUAAGGAAAUAUCUGAUAUGGCAUAAAAUUAUUUUCUUUU